Molecule: messenger RNA, 495 nt
Organism: Rhea pennata
Lineage: Eukaryota; Metazoa; Chordata; Aves; Rheiformes; Rheidae
Product: avidin-related protein 2-like
Exons: 4
Coding region: 1-495 (164 amino acids)
Molecular function (GO): biotin binding
Source: RefSeq, a predicted model, not a curated record
AUGGGGAGCGGCACGCUCGCCCUGCUGCUGGCCCUGGCCACGGUGAUGGGCGCCAGCCCGGCCGGGAGGCAGUGCGAGCUGAGCGGGCUCUGGAGGAACAACCUGGAGUCGCUGAUGGAGAUCUCGGCGGUGCGGGACGACGGCAGCUUCCAGGGCAAAUACCUCACGCGGGUGAGCCUGGCCGGCGGCUGCGUCCGCGUGUCGCCGCUGACGGGCGCCCAGCAGGACCUCGGCGAGCUGGCCUGGCCCACCUUCGGCUUCACCGUGCGCUGGGAGAGGUUCUCCAACGCCACCGCCGUCUUCGUGGGGCAGUGCUUCGUGGACGCAGGCGGGCAGGAGACGCUGGCCACCACCUGGCUGCUGCGCGAGGCCGUGGGGUCCUGGGAGGACAACUGGAAAGCCACGAGGGUGGGCAGGAACGUCUUCAGGCGCGAUCACGACCAGGAAGGGAAGAGCCUGCAGAGCUGGUCUCCCUCCUGCGAGGAUGGCCCGUGA